Molecule: messenger RNA, 1310 nt
Organism: Gloeophyllum trabeum ATCC 11539
Lineage: Eukaryota; Fungi; Basidiomycota; Agaricomycetes; Gloeophyllales; Gloeophyllaceae
Exons: 2
Coding region: 157-786 (209 amino acids)
Source: RefSeq, a predicted model, not a curated record
GCCACCUGCUAGAAGUUUCAUGUCAGCCUCCCUCGUUGUUCUUUUAUAAUUAUUUUCCUCUCUCCUUAUCUCCCAUCGUGCCCGCACGUUUCUUCUUCCUCCCGCUCCUUCGCCCCUACAUAUAACCCCCCUCCGCGUCCCACCUCGCCCACGACCAUGCGCUCCUCGCUCGUCGUCCUCCUCGUCGCCGCCCUAGCCUCCUCCGGCGCCCUCGCCGCACCCGGCCCCGACCUCGAGGCCCGCGCCCCGGUGCCCUCUAAGCGCUUCGAGGCGCGCUCCCCCGCCCCCUCCAAGCGCGCAGUCGUAGAGGCCCGCGCUCCCCAACCCUCCAAGCAGGCGGUCGUCGAGGCCCGUGCCCCGCAGCCUUCUAAGCGCGCUCCGGCACCCCAGCCCUCCAAGCGUGCCCCGGCGCCCCAGCCCUCCAAGCGCGCGCCCGAGCCGGCCCCGCAGCCGUCCAAACGCAGCAUGCUCGAGCAGGUCGCCAUCUACCACGAGGACCUCUCCGCCAAGUUCUGCCCCGCGCCGAGCAGGGCGUGCCCCGUCGGCCGCGCGAGCAAGAUGCCCGAGUCCCUCGCAGAGUGGGACGGCGUGGAAUUCGAGUGUGUGGAUUUCAACGAGGAUCUGAAGGCGUGCGGCGGGUGCGGGAGCGUCGAUGCUAGCCAUGACUGCACGACGAUCCCCAACGCCCUCGCAGUAGCCUGCGUGUCCGGCGCUUGCCAAGUCACCUCUUGCAAGCCCGGCUUCGUGCCGUCGCCCUUCACGCCCGGCUCCUGUGUCCCCCUCUAAUCUUCCCACCACUCCUCCGCUUCAAAACCCAUAGACUUCUUUCCUAAACACUUCACUUUCACAUACCACCACCGCCACCAGCCUACCAUAUGCUCCGAUUUAUUGCUUUACAUUUACACCGACACUCGCCGCCGCCGCCACACUGCAUCGCCUAGACCCCUAGAAGCUACCGUAUGGACCUUUAUAUUUAUUCGCGCGUAGUGUUGCUUUGAUUCUUCGGAGACGUUGGUGCUCCCGUCCCCCUACCCAUUCUAGACCCCCACUAUAUUCUUGGACUUGAUAUUUCUGGUGAUGAUUGAUGAUUAUCUUGGACUUUCGUCGCGGGUUGCUGUUGGACGUGAUCUUGCUUGCCAUCCACGUACCCACCCACGCAUCCACCAUCCAUCACUACCAUCUGUUCGCCGUUCUAGUUGUCGAUAUUUGGUGUAUAGGUUACGCUACAGUACGACAACUACUGGGGAGGCGCAAUUCCGGGUCGCGCGGCGAGUUGUUUGCAUCUGUUUGGACUCUGCAAGAAAGUGGUC